AUGACCCUUUCUGAACUUCUAGGUCUUCGGAUCCCCAUCAUGCAAGCACCCAUGGCUGGUAUAUCCACAGUGAAGCUCGCAGCACAAGUUACAAAUUAUGGUGCUUUGGGUUCCAUUCCUUUUGGAGGUUGCGAUCUCACCAAAUCGGUCGAACCUGUUCGGCAACAACUUGGAGAAUUUACCACACUUACCCACUCCAAUUGUGUUAAUCUCAACUUCUUCUGUCACCCUAAAGCACACCAGCCUCCUCCUACAAAUUCCCAGACGGAAAACUGGCAAAAGUUGUUCUCCACAGUUACCAAGUCGGAUGCAAAGUCUGUGGUUUCCAGUCUUCAAAAUGGAAAUGUGUCGUUUAAACAACUCGAAGAUGACCCAAAACAACUCCUGUUGUUGUUCGACAUUUUGAAAGAGUAUAAACCAAAAAUCGUUAGUUUCCAUUUUGGUUUGCCAGACAAACUCACCAUUUCAAAGUUGCAAGAAUUGCAAAUUCUUGUCUUUGUGUGUAUAACUUCUGUUGAAGAAGCUACCCAUGCCAUUGAACACAAUGUGGAUGGCUUGGUGGUUCAAGGUUACGAAGCUGGAGGACAUCGUGGAAACUUUUUGGUGGAUCAAGAACAUGACUCAAACUUGAAUACUAGUGAGUUAUUCAAGGAUGUAACCAAGUUGAUCUCAUUCCAGGAUAGAAAACCGUACUUGGUACCUGCUGGAGGAAUCGUGGAUGGAAAAUCUGCCCGCAAGUACCUCGAUGAGGGUGCACUGGCCGUUUGUAUGGGAACGGUAUUUGUGCCAACUCAAGAAUCGAACUCCAACGAUUUUGUUGCUACACAAAUUACAACUCAAAAGGUUCCCAUGCCUACAGUCAUGACUCGGCUUGUAUCAGGGAAACCUGCCCGGUGUCUUCGUACCCCAUUUAUUGACAAUUUAGUUGGUGAGUACGAAAAAAAAUCUAGUCCACUUCCAUCGUAUGGCUACAGCUAUUACGGCUACAAAAAGCUCAAUCUGACGCUCAAAAAUAGAGACUAUGGCUUUUAUUUGGUGGGUGCAAACUAUCAUAAAAUCAAUCCUUCUUUGACCACUGUCGAAGUGCUCGAAAAGAUAGAAAAGGAAUUGGCUACUUAG
This is a messenger RNA of Meyerozyma guilliermondii ATCC 6260, 1119 nucleotides long. RefSeq names its product putative nitronate monooxygenase. The coding region runs from base 1 to 1119 and encodes 372 amino acids. Lineage: Eukaryota; Fungi; Ascomycota; Pichiomycetes; Serinales; Debaryomycetaceae. The transcript has a single exon. Gene Ontology annotation, molecular function: nitronate monooxygenase activity. The record is from RefSeq and is a predicted model, not a curated record.